Molecule: messenger RNA, 612 nt
Organism: Echinostoma caproni
Lineage: Eukaryota; Metazoa; Platyhelminthes; Trematoda; Plagiorchiida; Echinostomatidae
Source: the annotation of a GenBank genome assembly
AUGAGCAACAUAAAACGACCGAGCUCGAAUGUAGCAGCUUUUAGGGAGAUUCUAUCGAAGGCCAGAAAUGCACUUAUCAUAACCGGUGCGGGUAUCAGUGCUGAAAGCGGUGUUCCUACUUUCCGUGGUGCCGGAGGCCUGUGGAGAAACUAUAACGCCCAAGAUCUUGCAACUCUGAACGCUUUUUGUGACGAUCCUGGACUUGUUUGGGAGUUUUAUCACUAUCGGAGGGAACUGGUCCGUAAAACGGAACCGAAUCCAGGACAUGUGGCUCUAGUAAACGCAGAAAAAGUAUUCACGAAAGACCGUCGAUCGUUCACGAUUGUCACACAGAAUGUCGAUGGUCUUCAUUUACGCGCGGGAAGCAAAAACGUUAUUGAACUACACGGUACGUCUGUGACUGAAGAACCGUCUCGUGGUGUUUCAAUCUCGUGUUUUAUGUUAGCCAUCCAAUUUCUUCAUCUCCUUAUAUCCUCCUCUGAAAACCCUUAUGAGUGGAUGGGAUACGGGGUUAUGGUCUCAUUCCUGGCUGAUCACUUGCUUCAGCCAAACCGUGAACUCUCCUGGAAGAGGAAUUUAAUCCACCUUUGUCCUUCUAAAGCUUCUCAUUGA